Messenger RNA from Lytechinus variegatus (green sea urchin), 3088 nucleotides. RefSeq lists its product as uncharacterized. The transcript has a single exon. Lineage: Eukaryota; Metazoa; Echinodermata; Echinoidea; Temnopleuroida; Toxopneustidae. The coding region runs from base 1232 to 2212 and encodes 326 amino acids. The record is from RefSeq and is a predicted model, not a curated record.
CGCUUUUUUCCUGUGUUCCAUUUCUGCUUUUUUCUAAGUCAAAAUUCUGCUAUUUUAUCCAAAACGGCUGGAAAACAAGUCUAGGUAAAUGGAUGCAUGUGACCCUUGGCGCCCAUCUGAAUCUUCUAAAACUGAGGAAAACCAACACAAUGCUUCCUGGUAAGCAACAACAAUAAACAUGAUGUAAUUGUAAAGUUGUAAACUAAGCAGUGAUUGAAGUUAUAAAGUUAAGAUCAUGCAGUCUUAAAAAAGUUAAAAUUCUUAGUCGUCCAGAUCAUGAUUUAACAUGAAAUUGAGCUCAUGAAAUUGAUUAUUCAUAGCCUAAAAAUACAGAGACAUGUUUUGAUUCCUUAGAUUUGUGACAGUAUCUAUUUCAGUUCAUUUUAUUUUAUUCAUCACACUAAGAUUGUCUAUAGAUCUAGUAAAGGUCAAGGAUUGUGCCACUCUGACUGAUGCACAUGCUUACAUGUUGAAAUAUUUCAGGAUGUUAUUGGCAAAUUGUUAUUCUAUUUACUGACACAUGGGAGGUACAUGAAAGGAUUUUUACCCCCAAAAUAAAUGUGGAAAUGUGGAAAAACUUGAAAAAGACACUUGAAUUAAUGGAAUGAGACUGCACUGAUGGGUGUUGUGUGAUUAUGCUUGCAAAUAUAGGGCAUUAGAGUCUUAGAUUUUCAUUCCUUACAAAAAUUCCAAUAUGAAUUUCAUAUUUCCAAAUCUAAUACCUGCAGGUGUCAAAUCUCCAGAGACAUCACGGGUGGCAUAUGGCAUUCAUCCUCACUGCAAAAACAGUGCAGAUGAAGCAAAUCCAAGCUCCAUACCUGAACCAUGCGUGUCUCUGCCCGAUAGAGUGGCACAUGCUGAAGCGAAAGUACUUGCUUUUCAAGCUGAGAAGUCUUUGUCUUAUUCGAUAGUGCCAGAUAUAAUAGACUUAAGUAAAUCCUUGGCCAAAGACAAGGCUGCAUUGGACGCCUUAUCUAUAGACAGAACGUCAGCUUCCUAUAAGAUGACCCAUGGACUUGGUAAAACUUUUGAAGAACAAUUAGUUGAAGAUCUCCAAAGUUCUUAUUUUUCAUUGAACAUUGAUGAAUGCACCAGUGACACUAAUAUGCGUGUUGUCUCUGUUUUAGUUUGCUAUUAUUCAAGCCAAGAGAAGAGAGUUGUCAUCAAGCACCUGUCAUCAUUCUCAGUAGUGAAAGUCGAUAGCCAGACUCUGUUCAAUUAAAUUUGCAACAUGUUUGAUAAACUGAAAUUACCAUGGGAAAAUUUAAUCUCCAUUCUUAUGGACAGCUGUAACAUCAUGAGGGGUAGCAAAUCUGGACUUGAAACAUUGAUCCGCAAGCACAAGGCACAUCAUAUGCUUGAUAUUGAUGAUGGAGACUCAUGCCAUCAUGCACAUAAUGCAGCAAAAUCUUUCUGUGAACCAUUUGAAAAGGAGGUUGAAAGCUUGUUGACAAAAUUGUACAAUGACUUCAAGUGGAGCCCAGACAAGAAACAAGCUCUGAAACUGAUCUGUGAAGCACUGGUUAUUCAAGGUACCACCCCAGAAAAUUAUGUUAGUCACAGGUGGUUAUCAGUAUAUGCAGUAUAUGAUGUCUGUGUUGAUACAGAUCGCUUAUGGGAUGCAUAUGUAGAAUUUUAUUACUCAUUUCUGUCUGACUCUGAUCAUUCAACAUACCUCUCAGUUCUUCAGGACAUUUACAAGAUACACAAUGUAGAUAAACCAACACAGGAUGCUAUCAAGAAAGUGCAGAAAAUGAUGAAAGAAAAAAUAAAAAAAAGAAUGACUAAAGAGGGCUUGCAGAGAGUGAAGUACAUUGUGCAGAAAAUCUUUCACACAGGACCAAAAACAAAGGUGAUCAUUCAUGUGUUUGUUUCUGUGCUCCCUCUACUGAAGAAAUAUGUGAUGCUCUUCCAGGGUGAGAAACCCAUGGUUCAUCUUCUGAAUGAUAAAGAGACUGAAUUGCUCCAAGACUUCUUGGCAUGUUUCAUUAAUUCAGAAAAACUGAAAGAUGCAACUGCAAGGACACUUAUUGAGCUCAAAGUAGAGGAACCAACAAAUCACCUUCCAGAUGCCACAAUCUUCCUUGCCAAGUACAUACACAAGAAGUUGCCAGCCUCACUUGCAAAAGAAAUAAUUGUGAAACUGAAAGCGGGCUAUGUGAAGUGUGCACAGUGCCUACAAAGAAAAAUGCCAGUGAAUAACUCACUGUAAAGAUCCAUUUCUGCCAUAGACCCAAGGUGCAGGGGACACACACUUACAUUGAAACACCUCUUGAAAUUGCCAACACUGAUAACCAAUGUACUUAACAAUGAUACAAGCAACGAACAGUAUCAUAUAGAGGCACGCAGAUACCAAUUUGACAAAUCUGAUCUGGAAGAUGCUACUGAUAUUGUACAAUUUCAGAGUGGUUGUGCACAAAAAUAUCCUAACUUGUCCAAGAUGGCUUUUGCUGUACUCAGUUGUUUCCAUGGACCUGCUGUUGAGUUGUCAUUUAGCAUUAUGCAGACAGUAAUGACAAAGCAAAAAUCAAGCUUGCAGAUAGCAAGCUUUUCACUGAUUCAAACUGAAUUAUGAGUUGCAUGCAAGUGGAAAGACAGCCAUACAAUACUUUGGUGACAAACGUGUAAAUCCAAAUCUCACUAAAAACAUGAGAACUGCAUAUCUCACACACUCUGCAGCAAAAGAAAUGGCAAAGAAGAGUAACAAAGAACAUAAAGACUGCAUAGGGUUGAAGAAAAAGUCCUCUGUUUCUUCCAAAACCAAACUGAAGCUGGCAACUUUCAAAAGAGCGCAUACAGACAUUCAAGUGCACCAUGUUAAGCAAGAAACCUCUAAAAUGCAAAAGACGAGAAGUAAAUAGUAAGGUAAAUUUUCAGCUUUUUUCAGCUAUUUUUUUGAAACCCCACUCACAGGCCUGAUAGAUAUCUUUGGGGGAGUAAAUUGUGUCAUUUCAAGCUUUCUUCUUUUUAUUACUUAUUAGAAACAAGUCUACUCUUUGUGGCACAAUUUUAUAAUAUCCUAGAUUUGUUCCUGCAAGAACUAUUACCAGAACAAUCAAGAGGUCAACAGAAACCUUAUUAAAUCCAG